AUGACUGAGCGAAAUGACGGAGACGCGGCAUCCCAGCGGAGCGGGGCAAGCUCAAACAGCGGGAACAUGAGCGAGACCUCGUCUCAGCAGUCUGAUGCAAAAUUUUUACGAAAGCGCGCUUUAAAAGGGCAACAUGGAGCAAAUGAUGAAACGGAUUUAUUGGAGCAAAAGAAGAGCUUUCAAGAAGGCGUCUUUGCUUGCAUGUACACGCUGGUUCGGCAAUCAGCGCUUUCACAACUGGCUUUCGCCGUGCUGAAGGUGGUUCUAGAGUUUUUGAUGAAUUUCAUCGUGGCCUUCAACCCCAGUUUUAAGACAUGGCGUAUUGACACAUCCAGCCCCCUGUGGCAAGUGGUCCGCUGGGCGGUGUGGCGGUCACCAAUCAUGCGGCUGUACGGCUAUAAAACAUACGUGAUUGUUAUGUACGUGAUGGCGUCCCUCGUACUCGUGGCCGUGGUCGGGCUGGUGUGGCUGACGCUGGCGAUGCGGAAACAGGAGCAGUCCAAGGUCCUACGCACGGCGGCCACGGCACUGCAUGUGGUCUUUGACAUCAUGUUUGUAAUGUGCUAUGUCUCAUUCUUCGACUGCUCCUUCUUAUCCACCAAGGAGCACCUCUACUUCACCGGCGUCGCUUGUCUAGAAAUGCCUCACCUGCUGCACAUGCUGGUGGCGCUGUCCGCUGCCGCGCUGUUCCUGAUUGUUACGGCGCUCGUGGUGGUGGCGUCAGCGGAACUGAACCCCGUCUCUUGCGCCUACCUGUCUACGCCGGCGUCAGUUGUUAGGCUCAAAAUCCUAUUUACCAAAGCGGUGUACGUUAUCCUGGCAGACUGCCUUGACAGCCAUAGUCGGCUGCAGAGCUUAGGCAUGGCGGCGGCUGUGGUGCUUAUCUUAUACUGGAACUUCCGGGCGAUGCCUUUCUACCGUAAAACGGUCAACAUCGUCUGGACGGGGCUGUGGGGAGGUGUCCUAUACACAUGCUUGGUGCUUAACGUGGUGACAUUCGGUAAAGACCAGUCACCGGAGCGCCACAGGGAAAUGACCAAACUUGUGCUGUUAGGCAUCUUCCCUGCGAUUCUGAUGACCAUGCUCGUACAAGCCUUGUACGUGUGGUGGGCGAUGCGCCCGGCGCGCAAGUUUCGAAACCUUGAGUUGGGUAUCAAGCUGUCCAAGGUCUACAAAUUUGAGUCGGUGUACGAGGUGGAGCGGCUGGCUCGCGUGAUGCGCAAGUUUGACACCGAAGGGCUGGUAGAGGAAGAUGCGGCCGCACUGGGGGAGACCAUCAUCAAGGCCGGCCUGCAGACCUUCCCCAAUGCGCCGCACCUCCUCAUCCUGUACGCCAACUUUGUGCUGGAAGUUCGCAAGGACGGCCCAGCGUCAAGAACACAGUUGCAGCUAGCGGCAAAGCAUUCGCCCGAUAUCAUCCAGCGCUACCAGAUCUUCUGCACCUACGAGGCCAGCAAGCGGCUCAAGGGCAGCCAGCAGGACUGUAUGGACCUGCAGGCGUACACUGAAUUCAAGAGGAACUUCAGGGCGGUUUUGCGCGUCCAUCGCGAGGUGCUGGUGAUGCAAGCGGAGCUAUGGCAGCUUUGCAUGCGGCCCUCGCUGAGAGUGAGGCAGUUUGACGAGGCACUGGACGCGCUGGAAGCGGCAUCGUCACGGGCAAACCAGGUCUAUAAAAGGGUCAUUGAACGCUACCCCAGCAAUGGCAAACUGCUGCGCUGCUACGGGAAGUUCCUGGAGGACGCGCGGCACGACCACGUGGCAGCGGUGAGGGCGUACACCGCGGCCAACCGCAAUGGCGCUGGCAUGGCAUUACUGUCACUGGAUCUGAGCUCGGGCCUGCACGGCGGCGAUAAGCCCGACUUUCUGACGUCCAUGUCAUUGGAGGAUGACGCAGUGGUGGUGAUUGACGCGGAGGGCACCAUCAUGAUGGUCAGCCAGGCAGUCCAAAAGACUUUUGGCUACGCCAAGACGGAGCUAGAGGGCGCAAAUGUGUCGAUACUGAUGCCGCAGCCCUUCAGCCAGCGCCACGACGCCUAUUUGUCUCGAUACGUGGCCAGCGGAGAGGCACAAAUUCUGGACAGCGUGAGGGAGGUGGUGGCACUGCACAAGGACCGUUACGUCUUCCCGGUGGCGCUUUGCGUCACCAGGCUUAGCGGCGUGGGGACGGAUAGCAUUUUUCUGGGCGUCAUCCGGCCGCUGCCCCCUGACAUCCGCAACCUUCGGGCGUGGAUUGCGCCCAAUGGCGUCUUCCUGUGUUCGGACCAGCAGUUCGCCUCCUCCAUUGGGGUAUUUGAGGGAGAUCUGGUCGGGCACCCGCUCUCCUCUCUGGCGGUGAACAGCGAGGAGGUGGAGGCGCUGCUGGAGCGCUGCAAGGCCGCUUCCGCCGCAGAGCUGGCCAGCGGGGAGAUCACCGCACAGCUGACUCUGAGGCACAGCUACACGGCGCCGGUGCCCAUGGCCGCCGUUGUCCGCCUGGCAGGUACCGACACUCAGCGCAUCCUGGUUCUUCACUGCCGACGCACUGAUGGGCUGGACGGCAGCAUGCUGGCUGUGGACACGCACAUGCGAGUCAAGUUUGCGUCGUGCGAGGUGGCGCUGCUGCUGGGCUACUCGAUGCGCAAGCUGGCCUCCAUGAGGCUGGACCAGCUGCUGCCGCCGCCGUACAACGCCCUCCACGCGAAAUGGCUGAGGGACCCUCCCCAUGUAGUUCCGCCCGCCAGCUGCCGCUCCGGCUCCGUGGUGCAUUUACAGCCUGAAUCCGGAUUCCCGGUCCCCGUCCGGCUGCAAAUUAGCGUUCUGGACAAUGCGAUACAGGGGGCAUCCACCGCCGCUGCCACCCUCUACGUGGUCCAGGUGCACAAGGUCCCUGCCGACGAGCUUUUUCACGAAAAGCGGCUGGUACUGACGCUGGAUUUUGCUGGCAAGGUGCUCAUGGUAUCGCCCCCUGACUCCGCCAUGUUUGACUUCCCCGCACUGUCACUGAUUGGCACCAACGUUUCUGACUCGGUCGACAUUUUUGCUGACUGGCGCCAGCGAAGUGGGGAUGCCCAGAUGCAGCUCAUCCUGCUGGCCCUCCUGUACAAGGAGCAGGAAAUGCCGGGUACAUCUUGGCGGGUCCGAGUGCACAGACCGGAGAGCGAUAAGGAGGCUGCGACCGCUAUGUCGUCGCUUGCAGCUGGAUCCGUAAGGGCCGGCGGCAGUCGGCGAAACUCUCUGUCUGCGUGCCUGCAGGUCGAGAUGCAGGAUAAUAGGGACGAAUUUCAGGCCAUUGAUAGGGAUGGCACUGGAGAACACGAGCCGCGGGUUCGCGUUACGCUGUGGCGGCGCGACCGACUCACCUCCGUGCUGGAGCUGGACGAGGAAUUAAUCAUUCGUCGUGCGAGUCCCCUCACGGGCCUUAUCACAGGGCUGCCCACGUCCGCGAUGCUGCGCAAGCCGUUGAGCAGGUUUUUGAACAUUCCGCACUCCGCGUCCUGGGAUAAGCUGGUGGCUGCCACACGUCAGCCGGGUCAUGGUCACCACAAAAAGAGCGCGCUGAAGGCCACCACCGACCGCGGCAGCAUCAGUCCCGUGAUGGCCUUCAUCGGGCCGCAUCCGGACUCGGGUACUAUGCGGCUGAUGGUGCAGGGAGUGCAAACCCUGGGGCCCGGGGGCAGGCCAAAAGUCACGCUCACCAUGCACCCCGACACCACCUUCGUGGGCGCGCACGCCAACCUCAUGCGUGUACUGAGGCUCAACGCAGACAUUGACAGAAGGGCCACAGCCGAUGGCGGGGCUGUCGCAGACGACGACGGUGUGCGUUCUCUGGCUGGCGGUCAGGCGCGCUCACGGGCGUCAUCGGCGUGGCAGUCUCGGACAGCAAGGAAAAUGAAGAGCAUGAAGCAGUCCGCAGCAGUGGAGGAGGAGGGCGACGGUGCAGCAGCUGGCGAUGCUCUGGAUGCGUUAGCGGCGGAGGCGGAAACAAAGACAGAAGCGGAGUUGGGUGCGAAUGGAGACAGCGAAAGUACCAACGGCUUAGAGGGACUUGGUAACAGUGAUGAAGAAAACGCUGGUCGGGAUGGAGGCGGUGGGGAGGAAAGACCGGACAGCAGGUCGAAGCAGCGUGAGGUGGUCAAGGCCACGCGGGGUGAAUUGGAAGAUGACAAUGAAGACCCGGGCGCCAGCCUUCACCGCCAGUCCACCUCCAAGUCGGAAUUUGUGGCCCAAUGGGUGCGCACACUGUCACACCGGGUCAGCGGCCGCCUGUGUCUUGAGGCGCCACUACAGCAGCAACCCCCAGGCACGCCCGGUGGCGGCGAGGACGGCAGUAGCGGCGGUGUGCUGCCUCAGUCAAGGGGUAGUUCACGCCUGGCUGCUGCAGCUGCAUGCGCUCCGUCGCGACUGUCUACCAUCAGGGAGGCCGCUGAUGCGGGUGCCGCCGAGAAGCAACUCGAUCUGGCUACACAGCCCUCAUCAGCUGGUUACCUACUGCACAGGGUCAACAGCAGGAGGGACUGGGCCGAUGCAGCCAGCAUGCCGCAAGCAGGCAGCCCCGCAGCUAAGAGCGGCGGAGGAGCCUCACACCGGGAUUCCCACGAGGACGAUGUCGAGGGGGGCCCUGUCGACGCCGGCAAGGAAGAGAAGGCCAUGAGCGAGAGUGGCGAGUCAAGCGCGGACGGCAGCCAGGCCGCCGGAAGCAUUAUAUCCAGUGCCACAGACGCCACUUCGGUGUCGGAGUACAUGAUUGACUCACGGCGGGGCCGGCUGCUCAAAGCUCUACACAAGCAGCUGCUGGGGCCGGCCCUCAUGAAGCACGUUGACCGGCUGAGGCUGCAGAGCUUCCUGCUGAUUGGUAUCAUGUUCGUCGCCCACGUGAUUGCGUACAGCAUUAUCACUUCGAUGAUCAAGACAGAACAUGACUACGUGUAUAGCGUGCACCGGCAGGCUAUGGCGAUGGACAGGUCGCAACUUAUUAUUGUGCGAAGUGUCGCCGGUGCCUUCUGUGAGCGCGCCAACGUAACCGAGAAGGUUUCGGUGUGCGCCAACUCCCUGAGCUUUACCCUGGAUAAGCUGAAGACCAACAUUGCGCGCAUGGAGGAGUACCAUCAGGGCGUGUACCUGGGGUUUGACAAGAAUAACGUGGACAGGCUGUCGCAAAACGUAUAUGACGUAUGGACCAAACACGGACUGGAGUACCACGCGGGCGCCUGGCAGCUGGGUAACCGCUUCAUCGCGGCGGCACGGGAGGCGCUUUACCUGCUGCCGAAGCUGCGCGAUAAUUAUAAGCUCCACCGGACGUACCAAUUCAUCAAGACUAAUGGGUUGGGGCCACUGUUCGAGGGCUACGCGGCUAGUCUGGACAUGCUGGUGGAUGCGGCGUGGGCCAGUAUUGGCAAGCUACGAAUGGACCUGCUCGUCACGCUGGUUGUGGAGGCGAUUGUGGUACAGCUGUGCUGCACUUGCUACGAGCUUUACCUGGUGCAGCGAACCGAAUGGGCGCGGCUGCUGGGGGUGCUGGCCAUGCUAGGGUUGCCGGGCCCGGUUCUCAGGCAACUGGCCAGCUCGGAUACGAGGAUUGUCGACGACAGCGACGACGAAUCGGACGAUGACGAUGAUGAUAGCAGGGCAGGCGACGAGGAAGAACGACGUGGCGGUGCGACGGCAGCCCGGGCUGGCGAUAAUAACAGUGGCGACCGGGACAGCGCCCCGGAUCGUGAUCGCGAUCGUGGCGGCGCGGGCCUCGUACCGACCGCCGCGCCGCAGUUACAGUCUGGUGAUGUUGCGGAACCAGCAGACGUAGCGGGGCCCCUCCAGCGGCUUGAACGCAAGCCAGCGGACCUUAGCAACGAGCCCCGUGCUAAUCCGGCGCCGAAGCAUGUGGUGCGCCUACUGUCCGGGCGUAGGAACCUUAGUAAUGACGGGCAGGUGGACGGCAUGGCCGCGCCCGCUUCCGCACCAUCCAGCAAACCCGGCUCUCCGAAGCUUGACGUGGAGGAGAGGCCCUUGCCGGCGGCCGGCGGCCAGGCGAAUGCCCCUGCUCUGCGCGCGGUGUCCCCUCGGAAGGCCGCACGGACACGCGGUCAGCAAAGCAUCUCUCGGUUCUGGAUGCAGAUCAACGGCAAGACAUUGAGACCAUCGUUCUGGAACGUGGCCAAAUUUAUGGUGCCGUUCUUCCUGUGGAACCUGGCGGUGAUCCUGGUGUACGCCGUGUCGCUGAUGAAGCUGAAUGGCAUGCAGGGCCCGCUGGCCUCCCUCAACAUGGCCUCCCACGUCACCUACCGCUACACCCGGGUGCGGGCCAUUGCACUGGCAUUCGUGACGCAGGACGACGCUGCCUCGCGGGACGUGUGGCGCCCUAUGUUGCUGAGCGAGCUGAGUCUAUUCGAGAGCGAGUACAAUGCGGUCAUGUACGGCGGAGAGCCCUCCUCAAUGGCCAAAAGCACGUUCCGGCGUGUGGUCCCCGCGGGCACCUUCGCUUCCAGCUCCUUUGCACAGGCGUUCUUCCGCAGCAAGGCCUGCUUCCGAUACGACAAGAGCACAUGCUUCCCGCCGGGACAUGUGUACUAUGAGGUGACCCACAAUGGUUUGGAUGUCAUGGUCAGGAGGAUGUUGUCGGAGAUGAAGCUGUUGGCGGAGGAUGCAGAUCAGGACGUGGCGUAUAACAGCUCUAGGUACACCUUCAUGGCGGUGGUUGGGGCCAAUGACUUGUACGAAGGGCUACAGCAAGCGGCAGAACUGUUCGUGGACUAUUCAAUCUCGCGAUAUGUUGAAGUCUCCAUCCUGCACACGGCGCUUCUCUGCAUCUCAGUGGCGCUGGUGUUAGGCUUUUUCGUGUUUGUGUUGUGGCCCCACAUACGGCUGUUGCUGCGGGAUGCGGCCCGUCUGGGCGCCCUGCUGAGCAUGGUCCCGCCAGAAAUGGAUGUGCGCGCACACGUGCGAGGGGUACUGCGUAGGGCGACGGGACGCGCACUCAGGCAAACGUUGGCAGCAGCUGCGACAGCGGCCACAACACCACUGGCAACAUCGGCAGGCGCAUCCUCGGGUGUUGACAAGUCGGCUACUACGGGAAGGCCCGCCGGGCAAGUUGCGGCGGUCAAUUACCCGCACAUGCAAAAGUGGCUGGCGGACUGCUCCAGGGUUUCGGCCUUUGGUCGCUGGUUACGUUCGGCGGGUACGGAACAACAUGCGUGAAGGGUGAAUGGACGACCUCCCUUGGGCUAAUGGUCCUUGGGGUGGUAAUGCGAGCGCCUUUUUAGUGCAAUAAACUUUCGGUUGAUAUAAAGGUCCUGUUGCGUGGCAGGACGGCUCGAAGUCCCGCGUCGAUGGGAUGUGAUUCAUCGUGCGUGCUGACUAAGGGCUUCGAGGCUUGUGGCAUCUGGCAUGCAGGUACAUGCACGAUCUCGGAGAGAUGUAUUUCGCAUUUCGAAGCAUGAAAUAAUGUUUGGAAAGGGCUCGACGAUUUGACAGUCGCAUAUUUCAGUGGUACACGCAUCCAAACUUGGGCACCCAGCCCAGGUGCGAGGUCGGCUGCUGUACCCGUCCGCAACAGGAUGCACAACAUCGCAUUUCCAUAACGUCAUUCUUUAUGUUAUGGCGACUCUCCGCCUGCUUGAUGUUUUAUACCUCGGUAGCACUCGUGGCACUGCGGCGAUAGGAAUUAGCUAAUGCCGUGCCGUGCAACUGACGUGGAAUGAUUACGAAACGUUGUCAUCCGGGCUCAUGUUAACAGCUCCAAAAUCGUACGGACGUAUUAUAGCACGAGUUGAUACCACUUACGGUCCGUACUGGUCAUACACCCUUUAAUUAUGAAGU
Molecule: messenger RNA, 7791 nt
Organism: Volvox carteri f. nagariensis
Lineage: Eukaryota; Viridiplantae; Chlorophyta; Chlorophyceae; Chlamydomonadales; Volvocaceae
Exons: 39
Coding region: 1-7170 (2389 amino acids)
Biological process (GO): regulation of DNA-templated transcription
Source: RefSeq, a predicted model, not a curated record